Molecule: messenger RNA, 856 nt
Organism: Mauremys reevesii (Reeves's turtle)
Lineage: Eukaryota; Metazoa; Chordata; Testudines; Geoemydidae
Gene: SCRT2
Product: scratch family transcriptional repressor 2
Exons: 2
Coding region: 8-856 (282 amino acids)
Biological process (GO): regulation of DNA-templated transcription
Molecular function (GO): DNA-binding transcription factor activity, RNA polymerase II-specific; RNA polymerase II cis-regulatory region sequence-specific DNA binding
Source: RefSeq, a predicted model, not a curated record
UCGCACCAUGCCCCGCUCCUUCCUGGUCAAGAAGAUCAAAGCAGACGCUUUUCAGCCCUGCGAGGUCCCGGCUCCCAGCUACCACCCCCUGGAAGCUGCUUAUGUGCUGGCCGGGUCCCGGGUGGGCAGCGGCCCCGGGGCCGAGAAUGGGUAUAGCCAACAUUGCCUCACGCCCUCCGACUAUGAGCCUGACAAGAAACAAGGGUUUCAGCUGGUGUCUUCAGACCCGGUCUACGCCCCGGCUCAUGAGGAGUACAGCGACCCCGAGAGUCCCCAGUCGAGCCUCUCUGCCCGCUACUUCAAUGGCGAAGCUGCAGUCACAGACAGCUACUCCAUGGACGCUUUCUUCAUCACUGACGGCCGCUCCAGGCAACGCAGCGAGAGCCAGCGGCGCGGGAGCCACCGCCACUCGUGUAACGAGUGCGGCAAGACCUACGCCACCUCCUCCAACCUCAGCCGGCACAAGCAGACUCACCGCAGCCUGGACAGCAAGAUGGCCAGGAAGUGCCCCACCUGCGGCAAGGCCUACGUCUCCAUGCCCGCCCUGGCCAUGCACAUCCUGACCCACAACCUCAAACACAAGUGUGACGUGUGCGGCAAGGCCUUCAGCCGGCCCUGGCUGCUGCAGGGCCACAUGCGCUCGCACACGGGCGAGAAACCCUUCGGCUGCUCCCACUGCGGCAAGGCCUUCGCCGACCGCUCCAACCUGCGCGCCCACAUGCAGACCCACUCGGCCUUCAAGCACUACAAGUGCAAGCAGUGCGAGAAGACCUUCGCCCUCAAGUCGUACCUCAACAAGCACUACGAGUCGGCCUGCUUCAAGGGCUCCGAACACAGCUGUGCAAUAGAGAACUGA